Closterium sp. Yama58-4 is the source of this 2334-nucleotide messenger RNA. NCBI's taxonomy places the organism in Eukaryota, Viridiplantae, Streptophyta, Zygnematophyceae, Desmidiales, Closteriaceae. The record is from the annotation of a GenBank genome assembly.
AUGAAGAUUCCAUUGAUCCCGAUUUUAGUUAUAUGCUUCUUUGGGGUUCUUUUCCUCCAAUGGCUCCUUCUUGACAACGCCCUCUCCAUUUCCAGAUCACGGAAACCACCAAGCCCUAACGUUCUUGAAGCAGCUUCUAAUGACACCGUUACAUGGAUGGAAGAAAUUGUGGAUAUCGGUGAAAAAAAUGGUGAAAAUCCACAGGUCAAGGGGGAGAAUCAGUUUCCGGAGUAUUUCAGGUUCAUUGAAGACGACCUCCGGCCAUGGAGGGAGAGAGGCGGCAUCACACAGGAGGCGCUCGCUAACGCGCGCGCGAUAGGAGCAUCGUUCCGUGUGCUUAUUGUGAAGGGCGAGCUCUUUGUGGAGCGCUAUGCGGGAUGCUACCAAACCCGAGCGCUCUUUACACUUUGGGGAAUCCUCCAACUCUUGCGCAGCUACCCUCCCUGCUCUGCUUCUUCUCCUCAUGCCGCUGAUGCAUCAAAUAGCAACAGAACAGCGAAGCACGGUGUACCAAUGACAGGUGUAACAUAUAACGUGACAUGGUGUGUGCCCGACGUGGAUCUGAUGUUUGAGUGCCGUGAUUGGCCGCUGGUGGAGACAGCAGUUCAUGCAGGUGCCACCCAUCCCCCUCUGUUGCUCAAGUACUGUAGCACGCCCCGGCACUUGGACGUGGUGUGGCCUGAUUGGUCCUUCUGGGGCUGGCCUGAAGUGCGAAUCAGGGAGUGGGACACAGCAAGGAAGCUGAUCAGAGAAGGCACAUGCUCGAUUCCCUGGAAAGACAGAAUCCCUCGUGCUCAGUGGAAGGGCGCCACCUGGGUCGCCCCGGACUUCAGAGGUCCUUUGGUCAACUGUAGCCGACAGAAGAGAGGGGAAGGAGGUGGAGAGGGCAAAGAGGGUGCUGGCGGAGGUGGUGGUAAAGAAGGUGGGGUGGUGGGGGAGGAUUCAAAAGGUCAGGGGAAUGAGGGGAAGGAGGCAGCGAUAGAUUGGGGAGUGGAUGCGUGGGAUACGAACUGGGUGCAUGAGAUUGCAGAGGAGGCUACACGAUUGGAAAAUCAGUGCAGGCACAGGUAUAAGGUGUAUGUGGAGGGGACUUCAUGGUCAUGCAGUCUGAAAUACAUCCUCGCUUGUGCUUCCACACCCAUAUUCAUCAAGACACGACACUAUGAUUUCUUUUCAAGAGGACUGCAUAAUGGCACACACUAUAUUGAAGUGCCUCUCCCACGCGAAGCCCCCAUAUGCACCAACCUCAAGAAAAUUGUUGAUUGGGGAAAUGAGCACCCCCAGGAAGCGAAGACAAUCGCAGCUGCUGCAUCAGACUUUGUGCAAGACAAGCUCUCAAUGGAAAAUGUGUACAAGUACAUGCUUGUGUUCUUGAAUCAAUAUGCCUUGUUGCAGCUGUUUGAUCCUUCCCAGUUGCUGCGCGAAGGCAUGAAGAUAGCAACUGCGGAUUCGCUAAAGAGAGAAGCACCGCCUGACUUCAAUAGUAAAGAAUUUCUCAGUACGCGCGCGGGCGAUGCGGGAGGGAAAGAGGCUAAGAAGGUUGCAGGGGCGAACGGACAAGCGGCGGCGACAAUGGCGGAGGAGAUGCUAGCGGAAUUCGUGGAGAAGAUGCGGAAACUGCACGAAGAGCUCGAGGAGGUGACGGACAAGGCGACCGAGGAGGUGCUGGAGGUGGAGCGCUCGUUUGUGUCACAACGCCGGAGGCCGCUGUACGAUAAGCGCAAGGCCGUGCUCGAUAAGAUCCCGCACUUCUGGCAGAACGUGCUGUGCAACUGCGGUGCCAUACGGCACAGCACGGUGGAGCAGGAUGUGAAGGUGUUGAACCACCUCACGAGUCUAGACGUGGAGGAAUGCAAAGAGGAGGGCGAUAUCGGUUACACCAUCACCAUGACGUUCAGCCCGAACCCGUUUUUCAGCAACGAGACACUCACACGGUCGCUGAUUAUGCAAGAUGAGCUCACGCUGCGCGUUACAGGCACACGAAUCAACUGGAAGGAGGGACAGGACUACACAGAAGGCAUCAAGGCAUAUGUGGACGAUGAGGAGGAGGAAGAGGAGGAGGGGGAAGAGGGCAAGGAGCAGCUCGUCAGUUUGUUCAGCUGGAUGGCAUUUGGGGACGAUGACCCCAUCUCUGUCGCGAAUGACGAUAUUGGGAAUGCCAUUCGGGAUGAUAUCUUCCCAAACCCCCUCAAGUACUACCACAAGGAGGGAGUGCGGCCACGAGAGGAGGUGGAGGAGGACGACGGGGAGCCUGAGUUUGGGUUUGAGUACAGCGGGGAUGAGGAGGAGGAGGGGGAGGAGGGAGAGGAGGGAGAGGAGGGUGACGACGACGAG